AUGACAGAAAGCAAUGUGGUAACUGCCUCAUUCAAUGGGAAAGUCUUGGUUCAAAACACCAAUGUAAAUCCUACUGCUAAAAAUUACAAAGGGGAGCAACCGCAUAGAUGCUCUGAGUGUGGAAAAGGGUUCAGAGACAGUUAUAGCCUUUCUUGCCAUCAGAGAAUUCACACAGGAGAGAAACCAUAUAAAUGCUCAGAAUGCGGAAGUAGCUUCAGUAGCAAGCAAAGACUCGUUUAUCAUCAAAGAAUUCACACAGGGGAGAAACCGUAUCAGUGCCUGGAAUGUGGAAAGAGCUUCAGAGAAAAGUUUACCCUUUCUUCUCAUCGAAGAAUUCACACAGGAGAGAAUCAAUAUGAAUGCUUGGAAUGUGGAAAGAGCUUCAGUGACAAUUCUACCCUUUCUUCUCAUCAGAUAAUUCACAAGGGGGGGAAACCAUAUAAGUGCUUGGAAUGCGGAAAGAGUUUCUCUCAGAAGUUACGUCUAACUAUUCACCAAAGAAUUCACACAGGGGAGAAGCCAUAUCAGUGCUUGGAAUGUGGAAAGAGCUUCAGAGAAAAUUCUAGCCUAGCUUCUCAUCAAAGAAUUCACACAGAGGAAUAUAAAUGCUUGGAAUGUGGAAAGAGCUUCAUUAGUCAUUCAAAACUUACUCGGCAUCAAACCAUUCAUCCCGGAGAGAAAUCAUAUCAAUACUUGGAAUGUGGAAAGAGCGUCAUGAGUAUCCAAGAACUUACUCAUCAUCAGACAAUUCAUACAGAGGAGAAACCAUAUAAAUGCUUGGAGUGUGGAAAGAGCUUCAGACAUAAUUCUACCCUUUCUUCCCACAAAAGGAUUCAUACAGGGGAGAAACCAUAUAAAUGCUUAGAGUGUGGAAAGGGCUUUAGUCAGUGCUCCCCUCUCACUCGCCAUCAGAGAAUUCACACAGGGGAGACACCGUAUAAAUGCAGUGAGUGUGGCAAGAGCUUCAGUCGGAAGAUACAACUCGGUUUUCAUCAGAGAAUUCACACCGGGGAGAAGCCGUAUCAGUGCUUGAAAUGUGGAAAGAGCUUCAGAAACAAUUCUAGCCUUUCUUCUCAUCAGACAAUUCACACGGGCGAAAAGCCAUAUAAAUGUUUGGAAUGUGGAAAGAGCUUUACUUUAAAGAUGAACCUCAAUACCCAUAAAAGAAUUCACACGGGGGAGAAGCCGUAUAAAUGCUUGCAAUGUGGAAAGAGCUUAAGCAGCAAGGACAGACUCGCCGACCAUCAAAGAACUCACACUGGUGAGAAACCCUUUAAAUGCUCGGAAUGUGGGAAAAGCUUCGCUGCGAAGAUAAAUCUCACUACCCACAAAAGAAUUCACACGGGGGAGAAACCCUAUAGAUGCUUGCACUGUGGAAAGACGUUCGCUCAGAGCCACCAUCUCACUUACCAUCACAGAAUUCACACUGGGGAGAAGCCGUAUAAAUGCUUAAAGUGUGGAAAGAGCUUCAGAAACCGUACUAGUGUCAUUUACCACCAGAAAGCGCACGCUCCAGAGACACAAUAUAAAUGCUCAGAAUGUGGAAAGUGCCUCAGUCAGGAAGCGGAUCUGGUGAAUCAUCAAAAAAUGCACACCCAGGAGAAACCAUAUGUAUGCAUGGAAUGUGGAAAAAGCUACGCUCUGAACAAUUGUCUUAGAAAACAUCAAAGAAUUCAUACAGGAGAGAAACCAUAUAAAUGUGCUGAGUGUGGGAAAAGCUUCACUGAGAAGUCAACUCUCACGACACACCAACGAGUUCAUACGGGAGAGAAACCCUAUAAAUGCCUGGAGUGUGGAAAGGGCUUUAGUCAGUGUUCCCCUCUCACUCGCCAUCAGAGAAUUCACACAGGGGAGAAACCCUAUAAGUGCCUGGAGUGUGGAAAGGGCUUCGCUCAGAGUUCCCAUCGCAAUCUUCAUCAAAGAACUCACACAUCGAUGGGCAGCGUAUGGGAGCAGCUUUCUUCAGAUCUCCAGCCUUUAUUCCCACCAAAAAAUCCAUACAGCGGAGAACCCAUAGCAGCGCGGUGCAGUGAGAUGGAAGAACAAGACUCUGCCGCCCUUGAAGAAGGAAGACAGCCUGGUAGCAUCAUGACUGGGAGCACUGGGGAAAUUUGGGUUGGAAGCAGACACAAGACAUUGAGGGAGAACAUCCAUGGCUCAGAUGUGCACUGCCAACAGUUUAGGCACUUCCAGUACCAGGAGGCCAACGGACCCCGAGAAGUUUGCAGCCGACUCCACCAUCUCUGCCGUCAGUGGCUGAAGCCGGGGAGACACACCAAGACUCAGAUCCUGGAUUUAGUGAUCUUGGAGCAGUUCCUGGCUGUCCUCCCCCCGGAGAUGGAGAACUGGGUGAGGGAAUGUGGAGCGGAGACCAGCUCCCAGGCGGUGGCCCUGGCCGAAGGUUUCCUCCUGAGUCAGGCAGAGGUCAAGAAGCAGACAGAGCUGCAGGCAAAGGAUCUGGUCACAGAAAUGAGAAGCGAUUUCCCCAAAGCAGAAAGGAAUCUGUCAGUCAUCAGGCAGAGGCCUCUGGGCAAUGGAAUGAUGCCGGCAAGCUGUCCUCAGCCAUCUCCUCUUUGUGGUUCAGUAGAAGGAACAGCUGUGAGACCUGAUCAGGGUCCCAUAUCAUUUGAGGCUGUGGCUGUGGAUUUCACAGAUGAGGAAUGGUCGCUGCUGGAUCCUGACCAGAGGGUAUUGCAUAAGGAAGUCAUGGAGGAUAACUGGAGGAUCAUGGCCUCUCUCGCACAAGGAAUCCACAGCGCAGAGAAACCAUAUAAAUGCAGAGAGUGUGGAAUGAGCUUUGGCCGGAAGAUAAUUCUCAUGUACCAUCAAAGAAUUCACAAUAGGGAGAAACCCUAUAAAUGCUUGGAGUGUGGAACGGGCUUCAGGGAACGCAACCAUCUGACUUCCCAUCAAAGAAUUCACACAGGGGAGAGACCCUUUCAGUGCUUGGAGUGUGGAAAGAUCUUAAGGCAUAAGACAAGUCUGGCUUCUCAUAAAAGAAUCCACUCUGGGGAGAAACCCUAUCAGUGUUUGGAAUGUGAAAAAAGCUUCACUCACAAAAUAAGUCUCCUGCACCAUCAAACAGUUCACUCUGGUGAGAAACCACAUAAAUGCUCACAAUGUGGAAAGAGCUUCGCUUUGAAGAAAAACCUCACUUCCCAUCAAAGAAUUCACACCGGGGAGAAACCGUAUAAAUGUUUGCAGUGCGGAAAGAGAUUCAGUCAGAGCUCCCAUCUCACUUACCAUCAGAGAAUUCACACAGGGGAGAAGCCAUAUAAAUGUUUAGAGUGUGGAAAGAACUUCAGCCAAAGUACUAGUCUAAUUUAUCACCAGAAAUCGCACACUGCAGAGUCACAAUAUAAAUGCUUGGAUUGUGGAAAGUGCCUCAGUCAGGAGGCAGAUCUCGUUAAUCAUCAAAAAAUGCACAUCCAGGAGAAACCACAUGUAUGUUUGGAAUGCGGGAAAAGGUACACUCAGAAGAAUUGUCUUAGAAAACAUCAAAGAAUUCAUACGGGAGAGAAACAAUAUAAAUGUUCUGAGUGCGGAAAAAGCUUCAUUGAGAAGUCAGCUCUCACGACACACCAACGAGUUCAUACGGGAGAGAAACCCUAUAAGUGCCUGGAGUGUGGAAAGGGCUUCGCUCAGAGUUCCCAUCGCAAUGUUCACCAAAGAACUCACAAAUCGAUGGGCAGUGUAUGGGAGCAGCUUUCUUCAGAUCUCCAGCCUUUAUUCCCACCAAAAAAUCCAUACAGCGGAGAACCCAUAUAAAGACUUGGAAUAUUAAAGGAGCUUUAGGAGCA
Podarcis muralis (Common wall lizard) is the source of this 3800-nucleotide messenger RNA. Lineage: Eukaryota; Metazoa; Chordata; Lepidosauria; Squamata; Lacertidae. The record is from RefSeq and is a predicted model, not a curated record.